CUCCGCCCACCCCUCCGCUGCUGCUCAGCCUCAAAUCACCGACCGCUCCUGUCAGAAGCAGCAGGAACCGAGCCAGGGGACCGUGGUUGGUCAGUGAACGCCUAAAGCUACCUAAUUUAGCCUGCCGCUAUGCCGCCUGUCCGGGUAGUGAUGCAGGGUCCCGGCCCGUGGGGGUUCCGGCUGGUUGGGGGUAAAGACUUCGAACAGCCGCUGGCCAUUUCCCGGGUCAACCCUGGAAGCAAAGCAGCCCAGGCCAACUUGUGCAUCGGAGACAUCAUUUUAUCUAUCAAUGGUGAGCCAACAGAGAGCAUGACUCACUUGGAGGCGCAGAACAAGAUCAAGGGCUGCGUAGAGGAAAUGGCGCUCUCCAUUGACAGGUCUGAAAGUAAGCUGUGGUCACCACUUUCAUCCGAGGAAGGAAAGACGCACCCUUACAAGAUGAACCUUGCGUCAGAACCACGGGAGGUGAAACACAUCGGUUCAUCCCACAACAGGAGCGCCCUGCCCUUCUCUGGAUUUGGCCCCAAAGUCGUGACCAACCAGUACAACAGUCCGUCCGGUCUGUACUCUUCGGAAAACAUCAAGGACUUCAACUCUGCUGUGGACGAAGUGAAGACGGUGGCCACAGUUAAUGAGCCCAACAACAAAGCUUCGUCAGAGCAGCCAGCGGCAGGCAAGCGACCGGCCGUACCAGCAGAUUCUGAGGUCUACAAGAUGCUCCAGGAGAACCAAGAGUCCGAUGAGCCCCCCCGACAAUCGGCUUCCUUCAAGGUCCUUCAGGAGAUUCUAGAGACGGGUGACUCAGAUAAACCAUCAGGCUUCAGGAGUGUGAAAGCUCCGACUACAAAGAUCGGAUCUUCUGUGGGGAACGCAGAGAAGCUGCCAGUCUGUGACAAAUGUGGUUCUGGGAUUGUGGGCAUGUUGGUGAAGCUGAGGGACAAGUUCCGCCACCCUGAGUGCUACACCUGCACAGACUGCGACGUCAACCUAAAACAGAAGGGACAUUUCUUCGUGGAGGACCAGAUUUACUGCGAGACGCACGCACGAGAGCGGGUCACUCCGCCCGAGGGCUACGACGUAGUCACAGUCUUCCCCAAGUAGAGCGUUUAUCCCGGCCUGGCCUCGGACUGCACACUGCUUUACGGUUUGCUUCAAACGCGUGCUUCUGAGACUAUUAAGCGGACCUCCGCUUCGUUACGUUUCAGCGCUGUCACAGGUAUGCAGAAAGGAAAGAGCUUUGUAUGUAAAAAAGUUGAUUUGCACAUGAAUUUUGGCCACAGGAUCUUUUUUUUUCCUUUCUUUGAAACAUAAUCAAAUCGUCUUACUGCCAACCACUGUUUCACUCCUGCUUUUCUCUGUCGUUUUUUUUUUUUUUCCUAAAUCAUAAAACAAAUGUCAGUCAGCUUGGAUGAAACUUGCCUUUUAUACAAUUCAGAAAUAUUUUUAUACACCAGAAUAGCCAAAAGCGUAAUAGAACAUGAUUGCCAAAUAAAUAUUUUCGCUUUAAUCGGUUGAUAGUGCUUUGUGGUUAUUGUGUAUAUGUAUAAAUGCAGACUGUAGUUCAACAGUAUUAAAUUUCAAUACGACCAAACUGCCUUGUUCUGUCGACACAUUCCUCAUACUUGUACUUUUUGUAUAAACAUCCAAUGAAACAUCCCUUCCAGUCAUAAAACCAGCAGCCCUGUGAGAUGCAGAAGGUGUAUUUAAUGUUUUUGGUUUUCUGAGAUGGAAUAUCUGAGUCUGGAAUUUUGUCAAAGGAUCCUCAACCCUGGAGAAGCAUUCGGAGGGGGAGAGAAAAAGGAAAUAUUAAUUUUCUGACUAUAUUUUCUGUUUUAUCUAAACACUGCAGUCCUUACCCAUUCAUGCACAGGCUGUCCAUCUUUCUCUACCAUCUAUCCACCUGUCUGUUUCUCAUACUCUGUACAUUAAUACAUCAAUGCUUCCAUCCAAAACUGCUUUUUUCCCCCCCAUAAUCCAAGUUUGCAGUUUAGUAUAGGCCCACUUAAGAUUCAAUUGUUUAUAUUGACUGAAAGAAUGGGGUAAAAAGUCCAUAGUUUUAAAUGUGUAGGAAACCUGAUCUCAUCUAAUUCUUUUUGACUUUUAAAUCAUUUUCAUUCAAAACUUCCACUUAGCCACACAUGGAAAGGAAAAAAAAGAUUGAUGCUUCCAACAGCAAACAUUGAACCAGCAUAUUGAGGUUAAGUAUAUCUGCAGCACCAUUUUAAACUUGCAUCAAUGCAGAGAAGCAUGUCUGAGGUCCAGGUUCUGCUGAAUAAAGAAAUGUAUAAAAGAAUUUUCCUGAUUAAUACUUGGAGCUCUUGCUGAUCUGGUUAUUUUGCCUUAUCACCUAUCAUAAUCAAAUGAGCCGUAGAUUGUAUGAAAAGAUGAGAUCAAUGGAAUUUUCAUGGAUUUUAAGCUCCUACUGCCUGGAAACAAUAUUGCAAAGUAACUUUUUUUUUUCCCCAGUCUUAGUGCUAUUUCUCUACAUGUGGGUCUGGAAUUGACCACUAGUGAUUUAUUUUAUAUAUCCACUCCUCCACCUAAGUAACGGUCAUCCAGUCUGUUGCAGCUCUUUCUAAGCAAAGCAGCAGAAAAUGGUUAAUUUACAAACUGGUUUAGAUUUAAGGUUCAGAUUAACCCUUUAAGAGGUUAAAUCAGUCAGAAACGGCUUGUUUAGCAGGUGAUCUGAUCUGUUGUCUAAAUGUUUCAUUAACUGUUUGGGUUUUUUUUUUUUCCAGAAAUGAAAUGUUUUUAUAUUUCACUGCCAAA
This is a messenger RNA of Cyprinodon variegatus (sheepshead minnow), 2769 nucleotides long. RefSeq names its product PDZ and LIM domain 1 (gene pdlim1). The record is from RefSeq and is a predicted model, not a curated record. The transcript is spliced from 7 exons. Gene Ontology annotation, biological process: actin cytoskeleton organization; heart development; muscle structure development. Gene Ontology annotation, molecular function: muscle alpha-actinin binding; actin binding. Gene Ontology annotation, cellular component: adherens junction; Z disc; stress fiber. Bases 130 to 1101 code for a protein of 323 amino acids. NCBI's taxonomy places the organism in Eukaryota, Metazoa, Chordata, Actinopteri, Cyprinodontiformes, Cyprinodontidae.